Molecule: messenger RNA, 1305 nt
Organism: Fraxinus pennsylvanica
Lineage: Eukaryota; Viridiplantae; Streptophyta; Magnoliopsida; Lamiales; Oleaceae
Source: the annotation of a GenBank genome assembly
AUGGGAGGAAGAAGUUCGAGCUCUAGAAGGUCUUCAUCCUUUGGUUCAUCUUCAUUUGAUGAUCAUGGUUAUCUACAGUCUCCAUACACUCAUCACCACUCGUCUACGCCUCGGCACCACCACCAUGCGUCGCCGAUGUCUAACGGCUACGGGAUGAGGACCCCGCAACCGCAGCGGGGAUUGGAUAGGAAGUUUUCGAGAAUUGCUGAUAACUACACAACUUUGGAUCAGGUUACAGCUGCUCUUGCCCAGGCAGGACUAGAGUCUUCUAAUCUUAUUGUUGGCAUUGAUUUCACAAAGAGCAAUGAGUGGACAGGGUCGAGGUCGUAUAAUCGGAAAAGUUUACAUCAUAUUGGAAAUGGCCAAAAUCCCUACGAACAAGCGAUAUCCAUAAUAGGGAAAACCUUAUCCGCCUUCGAUGAGGAUAACUUAAUUCCAUGCUUUGGAUUCGGAGAUGCCUCAACGCAUGAUCAAGAUGUUUUCAAUUUCUAUUCGGGUGGAAGGGUUUGUGAUGGAUUUGAAGAAGUACUAAGAAGAUACAGGGAAUUAGUUCCCCAACUUCGACUAUCAGGUCCAACAUCAUUUGCACCUAUUAUUGAAAUGGCUACAACAAUUGUUGAGGAAAGCAGAGGCCAGUACCAUGUCUUGCUAAUAAUUGCAGAUGGUCAGGUGACAAGAAGUAGCGAUACUGCACGUGGCCAACUUAGCCGGCAGGAGCAAAAGACUAUUGAUGCUAUUGUCAAAGCUAGUGAUUAUCCCUUGUCAAUUAUAGUUGUCGGGGUUGGAGAUGGUCCUUGGGACAUGAUGAAGGAGUUUGAUGACAACAUUCCUGCACGCGCAUUUGAUAAUUUUCAGUUUGUAAAUUUUACAGAUAUCAUGUCUAAGAAUGUGGAUCCGUCAAGAAAAGAGGCGGAAUUCGCUCUCUCUGCAUUGAUGGAAAUACCUUCUCAAUAUCAAGCCACUCUUGAACUCAACAUAUUGGGUCAUCAGACUGGGAAUGACCCAGGCAGAGUUUCUCUUCCACCGCCUGUUUAUGGCAGAGCUUCUUCGACCAAUCGAUUUAGACCUUACCCGUCGAGCAGUUCCCGACACGUGUCGAAUGAUCCUGCCAAUGACAUAACUGCUUCAAGGGCCUUAUCGUCGAGCACUGUUUAUGACAGUAAGGUUUGUCCCAUUUGUCUCAGUAAUUUAAAGGACAUGGCUUUUGGAUGCGGGCACCAGACCUGUUGUGACUGUGGAAUAGACCUUGAAAUUUGUCCAAUAUGCCGGAGCUCAAUCACAACCAAAAUAAAGCUAUAUUCAUAG